This is a messenger RNA of Ilex paraguariensis (yerba mate), 2602 nucleotides long. The record is from the annotation of a GenBank genome assembly. Lineage: Eukaryota; Viridiplantae; Streptophyta; Magnoliopsida; Aquifoliales; Aquifoliaceae.
CUUUAUUCUCUCUCUCUCUCUGACCAACAAAUAACUCAAGAGUUGUGAAAAGCCAAGCACCACGCAUCCAAUCUCCAAUUCCCAGAUUCUUCACCCAUUGACUCCUCUGUGUUUCCCAACUUCCCCAACUUCCACAACCCUCCACCCCAAAAAAUUUGAAAACAGAGAGAGAAAUGAAACGGGACCACGCAAACCUUCGUCAGGAAAGUUUCUCGAGCGGCGUUGGUGGCGCCACAAGCAGCUCCUCCGUAGGCGGUGGAUCUAGUGGUAGCGUUGGAAAUUUCUCGAUGUCAACGACACACGGGAAAUGUAAGAUGUGGGAGGAGAGUGAACAAGACGCCGGAAUGGACGAACUCUUAGCUGGUUUGGGCUACAAAGUGAAAUCAUCAGACAUGGCGGAUGUGGCUCUGAAGCUUGAACAGCUCCAAGAAGUAAUGGGUAGUGUUCAAGAAGAUGGAUUAUCCUAUCUCGCUUCUGAAACUGUUCAUUACAACCCUUCAGAUCUAUCUUCUUGGCUCGAGUCAAUGAUCUCUGAGCUCAACCCACUUCCCAAUUUCGACUCAUCAUCCUCGAUUCAAGACCCUUUUGCCGAAUCUUCAAGUAUUACAACAAUUAGUAACAAUCUCCAAGAUCAAGAUCAAAGUAUUUACAAGCAACCGAGUCAGAACUCAGUUCAAAUCUACGAGGAUGCUUCGUCAGAUUAUGAUCUGAAAGCGAUUCCUGGUAAGGCUAUUUACCCCCAAGUUUUACCUCCACAGCAACAGUAUCAACCCCCGAACAAAAAGUUGAAACCCUCUUCUGAAUCAUCAUCUUCAACCUCGGUUGGUGUUUGGGGGUGUCCAAACAAGUCUGCGUACAGAUCAAUUGAACCGACUCUCUCAGUUGUCCUGGUUAACUCACAAGAGAACGGUAUUCGACUCGUUCUCGCCCUGAUGGCCUGUGCGGAAGCUACCCAACAAAACAACCUCAAACUCGCCGAAGCCCUUGUCAAACAAAUCCGAUUCUUGGCCGUCUCACAAGCCGGAGCUAUGAGGAAGGUCGCCAUAUAUUUCGCCGAAGCUUUGGCCAGAAGAAUCUGUCCUUUGUACCCACAAAACCCACACGACUCAGCCUUCUCAGACCUUCAAAUUCACUUCUACGAGUCCUGUCCGUACCUCAAAUUUGCCCACUUCACAGCGAAUCAAGCAAUCUUGGAGGCCUUUGCGAACAAAAAUCGAGUUCAUGUGAUUGAUUUCAGUAUGAAACAGGGUAUGCAAUGGCCUGCUUUGAUUCAAGCUUUGGCUCUGAGGCCUGGCGGUCCACCCAGUUUCCGAUUGACCGGAAUCGGACCGCCGUCUCAUGAUAAUAGAGACCAUUUACAAGAAGUGGGUUGGAAACUAGCUCAAUUGGCCGAGACAGUUCUUGUGAAGUUUGAAUACAGAGGUUUUGUUGCUAACAGUUUGGCUGAUCUUGAAGCAUCAAUGUUUGAUGUUAGAGAAGAUGAGGUUGUUGCUGUGAAUUCUGUGUUUGAAUUGCACCAAUUAUUGGCUAGGCCAGGGGCUAUUGAGAAAGUUUUAGGCGUGGUGAGAGAAUUGAAGCCGGCAAUAUUGACUGUGGUGGAGCAAGAGGCUAAUCACAAUGGAACUUGGUUCUUAGACCGGUUCAUUGAGUCUUUGCAUUAUUAUUCGACUUUGUUCGAUUCAUUGGAGAGCGGUGGCGGUGGCGGUGGCGGUGGCGGUGGCGGUGGCGGUGGCGGCGGUGGUGGUGUUGGGUUAGUGUCUCCGGUGACUAGUCAAGAUAGGGCAAGGUCUGAAGAGUACCUGGGUAGACAGAUCUUCAAUGUGGUGGCUUGUGAGGGAGUGGACCGGGUUGAGAGGCAUGAGACUUUGGCUCAGUGGCGAAUCCGGUUUAACUCGGCCGGGUUUGGGCCGGUUAAUUUGGGGUCUAACGCGUUUAAGCAGGCUAGCAUGUUGUUAGCUUUGUUUAAUGGGGGUGAAGGGUACAGGGUGGAAGAGAAUGGUGGGUGUUUAAUGUUGGGUUGGCACACAAGGCCACUCAUUUCAACCUCGGCCUGGAAACUCAGCUACUAGCUGAGUUGACUAAGUUGGUAGAGAUAGUGGGGGGUUGGUUCAACUUGGUUCUAGCCUGCCAAACCCUAGCCAUAGUGGUCUGUGCUGAGCUGAGUGCCUUAGUGAGUGAGACCCACCACUCCCAAGUGUCUCCCUUUUUUUUUUUUUUUUUUUUAUUUAACCUAUGAUCACCUUCAUUUUAUAAAAUAAACCCUUUUAAGGAUUUAGCUUCUUUUUUUUGAGGUUUAGUUGUAUAUUCUUCUUUUUUUGGGUUGAAUCUUGUAAUUUUCAGGGGUGAAUCUAAGGGGGUCAAUGUUAAUUCAUAUGUUAGCUUUUCUAUUAAAAAGUUGGGUUGAAUCUUGUAAUUUUCAGGGGUGAAUGUAAGAGGGUCAAUGUGUAUUUAUAUGUUAGCUUUUCUAUUAAAAGUUAGGACUUUUUGAAGACUCCUGCGUGGUUGUGUGACGAUGAUGUACAGGACCAAUUGGUUAGUUGUGGUCCUGUGGAGGUGUAUAGUAGGACUUUAGGAGUGUAAUGAAAAAACAUCCAACUGAUUG